Molecule: messenger RNA, 1546 nt
Organism: Triticum aestivum (bread wheat)
Lineage: Eukaryota; Viridiplantae; Streptophyta; Magnoliopsida; Poales; Poaceae
Product: transcription initiation factor TFIID subunit 10
Exons: 7
Coding region: 447-902 (151 amino acids)
Biological process (GO): transcription initiation at RNA polymerase II promoter
Cellular component (GO): transcription factor TFIID complex; SAGA complex; nucleus
Molecular function (GO): promoter-specific chromatin binding; RNA polymerase II general transcription initiation factor activity
Source: RefSeq, a predicted model, not a curated record
ACCCCACUUGUAUCCCACACCGUGUGGACUUUGAUAAUAAAAGCUUGGUUCUACUCAAAAAUAAAAAAUAAAAAAAUCGAGCCAGCCGCUCGUUUCCCGUCCCGACCUCCCAAUUUCGCCGUCUCCCCGCUCAUCGCUCGCCGCUGGCCGGACGCCCAGAGCCGCAGCCUCUCCGUCCCGCCCGCUCGGCGUUUGGGGCUCGGCAGCAGCCGCGCCACCGCAACUGUGCGGGCCGUGCCCCUGCCUCUGGCCGCCAGGCGCCCCUGCAAGCCGGCGCACGCGGCCCACUCCGCACACCGGCGCUCGGCCGGCAGGCAGCAGCAAGCCAGCAACCAUCCUUGUUGAUUUGAGGAGAAUCGCCCUGUUUUCAAAUCCUAGAUCCGCCACUGUCGUCACUCUUCUCCACCACUCAGACCCAGCAUAGCAGCAAGGAAGUGGACGGGAGGAUGAUGGGAAGCAACAACCCCAGCGGCGCAGGCGGAGGGAUGGCUCCGGGCAUGGGGGCGGGCAGCAGCGACGGGCGGCACGAUGACGAGGCCGUACUCACCGAGUUCCUCUCCUCCCUCAUGGACUACAACCCCAUGAUUCCGGAUGAGCUUGUGGAGCACUACCUCGGCCGCAGCGGCUUCCACUGCCCCGACCUACGCCUUACAAGGUUGGUUGCUGUAGCUACUCAAAAGUUCAUUUCAGACAUCGCAAGUGACUCCCUUCAGCAUUGCAAAGCCAGGGUUGCAGCACCUAUCAAAGACAACAAGAGCAAACAACUGAAGGAUAGACGUCUUGUAUUGACGAUGGAUGAUCUUUCAAAAGCCCUGCGUGAGCAUGGUGUUAACCUCAAACAUCCAGAGUAUUUUGCGGACAGCCCAUCAGCAGGGAUGGGCCCUUCAACAAGAGAGGAGUAGAACAAUCACUUCUUCCCGUACCAAGAAAUGCCCUUACAAGUUUAUGUACCGUUGCAGCAACAUAACAUUAUGAGCAUCUACGCGAUGGCUGUUCUUUAUGUAUUAUGGACCAGCAGUGUGUGGUUGCCACCAUUUUGAUGCUUAUCAAGUUCUCCAAGUCACCCCCUAUCUUGGAUUGAUUGCAUCUUGAAACUGUCGAUCACAUGAAAUUGGCUUUGUGUAGCGGGUGAGUUUGAUUCCUGAUGGUUGGCUAGUAUGGCACCCAUGGAAACUGGAGAUCAGAUAGACCUUAGCUUAUCUUCAGCAUCUAGUUGCAGGAACAUAAGUCAAAAUUGCGUACUACGUUCUAUAAGAGAAGUCAUAUUCAGGAUGCAAUCUGAAUUUCGAGACACAACGCUCCACGAAAAGCAUCGGUAAAAUAUGGCAACACACUGAAAGGAACAAGGCAUAUUCUGCUGUUGACUUGUUAUCCAGAAGCAACUAUUGCAUCAACAACUAUCACCUCCUCCAUAUUGCCAUGACAAAGACUGUCUGAUUGUAAAACAAAUUGCGUGUGUUUAAAUGAAAAUUAUCGUUGCAAGGAUACAAUCCAAGCACCGGCCCUUUUGGAGGGUUUCCAAGUUUAUAUAGUUCUUAUUCAUCAA